Messenger RNA from Serpula lacrymans var. lacrymans S7.9, 3950 nucleotides. RefSeq lists its product as uncharacterized. Lineage: Eukaryota; Fungi; Basidiomycota; Agaricomycetes; Boletales; Serpulaceae. The transcript has 5 exons. Bases 1 to 3573 code for a protein of 1190 amino acids. The record is from RefSeq and is a predicted model, not a curated record. Gene Ontology annotation, cellular component: cytoplasm. Gene Ontology annotation, biological process: intracellular signal transduction; microtubule cytoskeleton organization; protein phosphorylation. Gene Ontology annotation, molecular function: tau-protein kinase activity; protein serine/threonine kinase activity; ATP binding.
AUGCCACCACAGGCUUAUAACCCGUCGCCCCAGACAAGCUCGUCGGACAGAGACCGCCAGUACAUCCCAGAUCCAAAACAUCGCCAGCACAGGGACAGCUCACAUAGAGAUGGCUCCUCCUCAAAGCCAAGUCGUACCACCAACAGGCUCUUGGGUGAUUAUACCCUCACAAAGACCCUUGGCGCUGGCAGUAUGGGAAAAGUCAAGCUAGCCAUCCACAACGGCACCCAAGAAAAACUCGCUGUCAAAAUUCUUCCCCGUGUUCAUCCUUCUACUUCACAGCCAAAUGGCUCUAAUGCGACACCCGAGGCCAUCGCUAAACAGGCCUCAAAAGAUGCCUCCAAAGAAAUUCGCACUAUUCGUGAGGCUGCUCUUUCUAUGCUUCUUCACCACCCCUACAUCUGUGGUAUGCGUGAAAUGAUCGUACACCAACAUCACUACUAUAUGGUAUUCGAAUACGUCAACGGCGGGCAAAUGCUCGACUACAUCAUCAGCCACGGUCGGCUACGUGAACGGGUCGCUCGCAAGUUCGCUCGUCAAAUAGGGAGUGCUCUCGACUAUUGUCAUCGAAAUAACGUUGUGCAUCGAGAUCUCAAAAUCGAGAAUAUCCUCAUUUCCGAAACUGGUAAUAUCAAAAUCAUUGACUUUGGCCUUUCGAAUCUCUUUGAUCCUGUUGCCCACUUGUCCACUUUCUGUGGUUCCCUCUAUUUUGCUGCACCAGAGUUGCUCAACGCAAAAGUGUAUACUGGCCCUGAAGUGGAUGUAUGGAGUUUCGGAGUUGUGCUCUAUGUCCUCGUCUGCGGAAAGGUUCCCUUCGAUGAUCAGAGCAUGCCGGCGCUACAUGCCAAGAUUAAGCGCGGACUAGUGGAGUACCCUGUUUGGCUAAGUGCAGAAUGCAAACAUCUUCUAUCACGCAUGCUGGUGACAAAUCCACCUGCACGUGCAUCACUAACAGAAGUUCUCGAACACCCGUGGAUGCUGCGUGGCUUCAGUGGGGUUCCGGAUUCUCACCUCGUGCACCGUGAACCACUGCGCCCAGAGGAGCUUGAUAGGCAAGUUAUCAGGGGUAUGAAAGGAUUUGAGUUUGGCUCUGAAGACGAUAUCGAACGAAGGUUGAUUAGCGUCUUGGAAUCUGAGGCAUACCAGCGUGCUGUGAUGGCCUGGGACCGUAAACGGAACGGCCGUAAUGGACACAGUCGUUGGGGAGAAUCCUUCUCCAACUCGUCCCUCGCCAUCGCUUUCGAUGGUUCCAACUCCAAUGUGCACAAGGUCGACUCAUUGUCACCCAAGAAGUCAAAACGGUUCUCUGGUUUUGAUUUCUACCGCCGCAAACUCUUCUCACCCGCAUCCUCUCCACCAACAACCCCGUCCCACUCACCUCCCACCUCCCAGUCUCAUUUAUCCAUAUCCGGGAUCAGCGACACCUUCCGCGAACCGCCGGACCCCACAAGGGGCUUCCAUCCCCUUAUAUCCAUGUACUAUCUAGCUCGCGAAAAACUCGAACGCGAACGCGUCUAUGGCCCUGGACAUUUCGCAAGCUCACAGCUGUCUCUCCAAUCGAAUGUCCCUGGUGGGCCUUCCGCAGACGAAGCCAAUGGUCCACCGCCUUAUCCAACGAAGGCUCUAUCCCAACCCAUACCGGCCAAGAAAGACCAAGUUCGAGAACUUCAGCAGCCCGUGUCGGCCAAGGCAGACUACGCUAUGCAGCUCCCGCGUCUACCGGUUCCAAAGACUUCUCAUUAUUCUGGGAUGUCGUACGAUGCCGCUUCUGCUGCUGCGCCAUCGCCUACCUCGCCCGCAUUCCAUGGGCUGCCUCGUGCGCGCGAUGCCGGACUUCCUGCCCCUGAUGCAAAGCGUACAGACCUUGCGCCUCCUGGCGGGUCCAUUUCGGCACAGACCACCCCGACCACACCAACGCCAACACCGAAUGCGGCAUUACCACGUGCGCCGCCUGCUUCGACCCAUCGUAGGAGUCACAGUCUAAGCCAGAGACCGACAGUGCUGCGUGGGUGGGGUGGAAUGUUGGGAGGUGCAGGUGCAGAUGCAGUAGACGAACGCGCUGAAGAGCCACCCCAUUCCGCUGGUCCGGGACUGGGUGAGUUUGCGGAGAAGGAGAAUCAUGGCGAAGAGGAAGGGGGACGGGCUACUCAUGGGCAUGAUGGAGGUCCGUUGUCUGCUGGUGCAACCCUUGUGAGGAAGUUCGGGACACUUCUUGGGGCUGGUGCGAAAGGAGACGAGAGCAGGAGAGGGCAUGGCAGUCUGAAUAAAAGGGCUAGCAUUAUGGGUGUUAUCACUUCUCGCCCGUCAGCGGACAUGCUGAACGAGAAGGGCGCUACUGGCACUGAAGGCGAGGCUGCUGGCGAGAAGAAGAUUGAAGGGAACGAAGCUCCUGGCGCAGAUAGUCAGGGAGUAGAUGCAACACCUACAACUCUGUCCCCGAGUCAGAGUCAUCCAAUGCCGGCCGGCCACCGACGGGCUGCUACCAUCCUUGAUCCACAAGGGCGUACUACUAGGCACGAGCGUCGAAGCAGCACCGGAGGAGCACUUCUUCCAACCAUUGGGGGAACCAUUGGGCGGCAUCGUCGACCAUCAACCGGGUAUGGGAUGGGAGGUGCACGCCCGACGAGCAAUAUGUUCGGGCGUACUGACGAGGUAGAGGAAGGGCAUGAACGGGACACGUCUCAUGAUGAAAGCACUGACAGAGAUGAGAGCUUCAAGGACGAGAGUGCUGCUCACCAAAACGACAAAGAUUUCAAACCUUUGUUCCUGAAAGGCUUGUUCAGCGUGGCGACGACGUCGACGAAACCACCUUCCGUGUUGAAGGCAGAUAUCAAGCGGGUCCUCGAUCGUAUGCAAGUUCAAUAUCGGGAAACCAAGGGCGGCUUUGAGUGCAUCCAUAUACCUUCCAUUGAUGUUUCUUCCGUGUCUGAGGCCGCCUCGCAUGGUCGGCAUAGCCAGCACCGCAGGCAAGGCUCGGGUGGAUCGAAUGAGACGGGUAAGACUCGACGUUCGAUCGUGAAGAAAGCGUCCAAGCUGUCAUUUGGGAUGAAAUCGAGGGAGAAAGAGAGCCACAAGGAGAAAGAAAAGGAGCACGAGCAAUCGUUAUCCGAAAAGGACAAAGACCUUCCUCAUCGGCCAUCGGGGGGUACAGCGCUUAGCAUGACGCCAAGUAGUGGCUCGUCUUCCUUCUUCAAUGUGUCCUCGAAUGCACAUACCGUUCUUGGGGAGGGGGCUCGGCAACUAGAGACGAAUGGAGCUAGACCAGGAUCGAUUUUGGACGAUCCUUUACCGCGUUCCGGCUCACCUGCGAAAAGCAAGAUAUUGCCCCCCAUACCCCGCGAUUUUGCUGCAACACCCCAACCACAGACGUCUAAGACGCCAUUCCCCACCGGUGAGGUAGACCGUGAAGUCUUUGAGAGUAUGGGUGCGAAUACGUUGUCUGUUCGUUUCGAAAUCAACAUAAUCAAGGUUCCUUGGUUACCACUACACGGAAUACAGUUUCGAAGAGCCGGUGGUGACGGUUGGCAAUACCAGAUGCUGGCACGACGGGUAUUGACUGAAUUGAAGCUAUAACAAAUCAUGCCGCCAUAUUUUUCAUUAUUCUCUGGGUUUACACACUAUCCUUCGCAUCGUCAUUGAGAUAUGCUCAAGUUAUCAUAUUUUACUUGUUCUUGUCGAUUUUCUUUCAGUUCCUCUUCUUUCGGUCCCGCAGCUUUUCGGAGUCUUCGUUGCCUCUUUAUUCUUCCCCUCCUAUGGCUAGACACGUCACACACGUUGUGCUUACCUCGUCAUGAGUUCGUCGAAACGAUCCUACUUAUUAACCCAUUCAUUUUGAAUCCCUUUCUACGACAUGUAUGAUGCUUAUAGGUGAGGAUGUUAAUAAUACACAUCGUGCAAUUUUGGAUUAGGACUUGCGUAGUAUAGCACGAAAUCAUCAAGUUCACUGAUGC